CGCCAUUCCUCCUCCUCCUUCUUCUCCUCCUUCUCCUCCAAGACACUGUCGCAUAUGCGGGACAUUUCGACACACCAGCGACAAGUGCCUUAGCAGCAGCAGCAGCAGCAGCAGCAGCAGCAGUAGCAGCGACCAUGCUGCCCUCCGCUCCCGACGAUGACUGCGACAGCUGCAAACCAUCCUAUCUCGUCCGACGAAGCCUGGAUUCCGUCCCGCCCUCCACCGUCGUCUUCUCGUGCAUUCCCUUCCUCCUGACCUGGGCCGUGACCGCCUAUGUUGCGCAGUACAAGCUCUUCCCACAGCUCGUAGCGAGCAGUGCUGAGUCCGAGCGGAGGGGUGGACAGGGUGGACAAGAUGGACUUCCGCAGUUCAACAAGGACACAUUCGCCAAGCCCGCCACGAGUGGAUGGAGAGAAAAGCUACAAAGUGCUUCGAGAGAGAAGCUGGCAUCUUGGGUCUUCUCGGCCACAAUCGGCCUAUCUGCAGUCUUGAUAGAGCUGCUUCUCUUCGAGAUCUCUGAUACUCUGAAUCCGGCAGUGCGAGGCCUGGCGUUGCAGGUCACGCUGAACUCUCUGCUGCUGUUGAUUCUCAUUGUGACGCCUGCACUGGAGAUACAUGGCUUCGUGAGAGGCAUGUUUGUGUCAUCCUCAGAAACUACGUCCACGCGCAGGACACGGCCUUGGUUGCAGCACUUUCUACGAUCAGCCAUCUCCAAGCUGUGGCUGCUGGCUUUCUGGUACAUACCUCAGGCGUCGAUUCUGCGAGAUACCUUGCACGGUCCCGAUUCAGGACCCCAUGAGGGCGAUCAUGGCUUUGCUGAAGCUUGUUUGGAACGACUGGGCAUUAUCGGCAUCUCGCUUAUGGCAUCCUUGGCAGGCUUUGCUGCCGUCUCUUCGCUAUGGCAGACUUUCGGCGUACGACACCGACCGGUGAAGGACACAGAUAUCUCGAGAAAGGCAUCGGGACUGGCAGCCACAGAAGAUAUGCUUGCUGCCAAGCAAAGCAGAGUCCGCGCGCUAGAGAGGAAGAUGUCUGCAGAUGCCUCGUCCUCGGAACAGAAAUCAGGCUUUGUGGGCCGAAUGAUGGGUUCCUUCCGUGGCUCCAAUGAAGCACAGGAGCUGAAAGCCCUGCGAAUGGAAGUCUCAGGCCUCGAGACUAUGCGCUUCACACUAUCGACCUCGUUGUCGAAUCUACGGACACGCUACGCAGACCAAGAACGCGCAAGAACGCAAGCCGGUAAAGCGCUCAACAUCAUGAAUCUGGUUUUCGCCAUCUAUUGCGCAUAUCGCAUCUUUGCCACUUCUCUGUCCUCGUUGCGAAAAUGGUGGCAGCCCACCCACUCCUUCGCCACGAGCGACCCAAUCAACAAAGCUCUAGCACUGUUGACAGCACAUUGGGAUAGCGAAUUGGAUCGAGAUGCGUGGGCACGACAAAUCAGCUUCUUCCUAUCCGGCAUCAUGCUCCUGGCAUCUUUCAACGCAGUCUUGCAGACUUUACGCCUCUUCUCUCGUUUCGCGCCGAGCUUGCUGCAAAGGUCACAGACCAGCUUGCCUCUGGUCAUAUCGCAAAUCGCUGGUACCUAUGUCAUCAGCUCGGCGUUAUUGCUGCGAAGUAACCUGCCCGCAGAGGUGAGUAGCGUCAUCUCGGAAGCAUUGGGAGCACCCUUGGAAGGUCGUUUUGUGGAAGGCUGGUUCGAGAGCUGGUUUCUGGUAGCUGUCGGCCUUACCGCUACGGGCAUUCUGGUCGGCAGGAAGGUUGGAGGAGAUGCCGAUUGGGAUGAUGAUGAAGCGUAUGAGAUGGGAAAACGAAGUUGAAGCACAGUCAUCUUUUUGCUGCUGUUUUGUCAUUCUCGUGCCGGCUAUCGACUGCACAUAUUGCGAGAAGCAUUGUGUCAUUGGGUCAUACUUGAAGUCACACGAGCGCGCAAGAGCCCGGAAGGGUAUCUGUGAGGAGGGACGCGACUAUCGUGAGAUCGGCUAGGGAAAUGGGCACCGCUGGACCUUCUGCCUCCACUUCACCAGCUACAGCUGCGACUCCGCCAACUAUUGCCGCUUCUCAGUCAUGCUGUCGUCGCCUCACCAACUCGCGCUGCUCGACCAAGCGCCGUUGCGGCAUGACCCGCAGGUUACUAGAUACCUGACUGGGAACGACUAUUAUCCUAUUCGCCUCUCUGUAUUAACUGAUGACAACUAUAGUAUUGAGUAUGUGAGCACGGCAUGUUAAAAGGAAGGCGAGAAGUCCAAGGGCAAGCACGUGAGGAGUGGUGUGUAUACCUCAGCAGCUGGUUACCUAUAUACUGGGUUCCGACUUCACCACCCCCGACGGCAUUGCGGCAGCCACUUUGGAUCAGCCGGGACGAAACACUCUUCGUCGCUUCUCCCAAUCCGCUCGCCAUUGGAGUCGCGCCCCGCUGUCCAAUCGCCGCCGCGUCGCCCCACCUCCCGGCGGUGACAUGCCGAUUCGCGGUGAAUAGCGACGACGAGAUGGAGGAUGAGGUAGCUAGCGACGACGCCUCUGAGCGCCAGCUCCACGGCCAGCAACUCGGGACGACGAGUACAUGUAUGCGCACCCUUCCCUCCUCUCGGGCAGCCUCGAUGUGUGAACGGCAGGUCCGAGGAUAAAGAUACGAUAUACAUCAUUCCUAGGUGUCUUAGAUUCCUAGUCCUAGUUAGAUCUAUUUAAUAGACGAAUAUAUGUUAUGAA
Molecule: messenger RNA, 2703 nt
Organism: Sphaerulina musiva SO2202
Lineage: Eukaryota; Fungi; Ascomycota; Dothideomycetes; Mycosphaerellales; Mycosphaerellaceae
Exons: 1
Coding region: 135-1814 (559 amino acids)
Cellular component (GO): membrane
Source: RefSeq, a predicted model, not a curated record